Messenger RNA from Rhipicephalus sanguineus (brown dog tick), 2691 nucleotides. RefSeq names its product F-box only protein 33. Lineage: Eukaryota; Metazoa; Arthropoda; Arachnida; Ixodida; Ixodidae. The transcript has 3 exons. Gene Ontology annotation, cellular component: SCF ubiquitin ligase complex. The record is from RefSeq and is a predicted model, not a curated record. The coding region runs from base 47 to 1456 and encodes 469 amino acids. Gene Ontology annotation, biological process: positive regulation of protein ubiquitination; SCF-dependent proteasomal ubiquitin-dependent protein catabolic process. Gene Ontology annotation, molecular function: protein binding.
GUUGCUCAGUCCCAGUUUCACAUGUGGGAGGAGGGUCCGCGCUGUAAUGUCGGUGGGGUGGGCGCACGGGGACUUUGCUGCCUUGCCGUCCGUUGUCCUAGUCGAAAUUUACGAAUAUCUCUCGUUCAGGGACAAAUUGAAAGCUUCCUCUACGUGUCGAGCUUGGCGGGACUGCCUUUUCCACCCGAGAUUUUGGACGACGCUAACGAUCCGCUUUAGCCGCAAGCGAAACGCCUGGCGCCAAGCUGAGUUUCUGGCCAAGAAAUGCGGCCGCUUUGUACGUCAUUUCACCCUGGAGUUCGACUGCACGAGCCCGCAGAUAGUGCAGCAGUGCAUCGCGAUCCUCGCUUUGCUCGGAGAAAACCGCCAACUUGCGUCGCUGAGUCUCCGUCCGACUGCCUGCGUUGUUGCCUGGCCACAUCGUCUCUACGAUGCCUCCAAAUGUUCAGGCAAUGAAAGCGAAACCAUCGCUGUCUACGACAGGUUCCUCGAGGUAAUCGGGCAAGUCAUCUGUACGUCGUGUCACUUGGAAUACUUCUCUCUCGGGUGCCUCGAGGACCUAUUCCACCAUUCGGACAGCUUUCUGACACUACUCAGCUUGCACCAGCGGCGUUCUCUUUCGCAACUACACCUCGCAAGUGUGAAAGAAGACCCCGACCACUACCCCAUCCCCGAAAUUCAUUUCUGGCACUUACAGCAUUUCGAAUGCCUGUCAACCUUGAGCAUCGACUACGAUUAUGUCUGCGACCAGUUGCUUCUGCUCCUGAGUGAACGAAGCGUGCUGUUGAAGCUGGUGCUGCACGUUCACGGCCUUGACGACCAGCAGACGGUUUGCGAAGGAUCGUGGCUUGAAUUGAGUAGGCGGUGCCCAAAGCUUCGCGUAACGAUCACCCUUCUGCACACCUGCGAGCCAUGGAGUGCCAUCAAGGGCCUUCUCAAUGCUGCCAUACCAUUGGCCAGGUUUCAGUCUUACUUCAGUGAUGGAUUUCGAAGUGAUGUCUUCGAUUUGCUCUCUGCGCAGUAUGCUGAAACGUUGGAAGCAGUGGCUGUUGUAAGUGCACUCUCAGGUACUGAAGGUAUUCCUCAAAGAACCUUCGCUGUGCGAGCUGAAAGUCCAGUGGUCAUGCUAGCAUGGCGUUGCCAUCGACUGGGAAGCCUUAAGUUGGUCGGGCAUGAGAUAGCAGACUUUGACCUCAUCGCCGUGGCACGGUUGCGGGGGCCACAGCUGAAGGAGUUGGUCAUUCCAGCUGACUGCGUCUCGGGCAGCAGCAACGGAGGGCCGUACUACAGCGAGCUUCGCCUCACUGACGUCAAACACCUCGAAACAGAAGUCUCCCUGAGCUUGCAGAGGACGUGGACACUGACCAAUCUCCAGUCCCCUGUCCAAAAUGAAAUGGGAGAAAUCCGGAGCUACAUGCGCUCCUUACAAGAGCUUCAGGGUUAUACAAGCUUGUAGCAAUGUCUACGUUGCAGCCACUUGCUUCUUGAAGGCGUUGCCUGACAGUCAUCUGCCAUUUGCUCAUUCCAUGCCGGCCUGUUACCACGAGGCACCGUGUUCAUCCUAACUGGUAUCUGGCCAGCUUAUGGCCUCUAGACGGGUGUAAAGUUGACAAGUGGCUGCUCCCAGAUGUGCAACCGUUGUUUAAGUACCUGUACAACUUUUAUUCCACUGGGGAGAAUCGCGGUUGCUUUUGUACACAAGAGUUCCCCACGAUUGACGAUAGCGUAUUGUUGAACAGCAAAGCACAUAACACUCAUCACCCUGUUGACGCACAGCCCAUGAGAAGGGCUGUCUGUUACCCUAAACAUCUCUCAUUUUUGAACCAGUUGUUUUGUGCUGCGCUGCAGCUGACAUCCAGUGCGUGGACCGCAGGCAGUAAAGUCUUUUUAUUGGGCCACCUGUGAUGCAAAUGUGAUAUUCCUGUUGGCUUUUUACAAGCCGGCAGUGUGGUCUCAAGGUUUUUCAAGUGUGCCAAGUUAGAACAACGCCGCUGACACAUGCUUACCAACUGAACACCACACACACAGGACAUGCCUCUCACACCACGUGAUCCAAGUGCAGUGCACAAAUUCCAAGUUGCCGUGUUGCGUAACUGGCAACACGGCUGCUAUACUGCCCUGUCAACAGGCUCUCAAAUGCCAGAGACUUGCUCUUGUUUAACAACACACCUUAAGGUUCCAUCCAAGACCAAACAAUACAUCUAGCCAAAGCAGAUUUCACAUUUGGCCUGACGUGCCCUUCUUAUCGGUGCCAUCUUUGUGAUCUGCUUUCUGCAGUCAGUCUUUUCCACACCGUGGCCACUGUCUUCAGAGAUCUAUAUUCUAUCUGUGCCUCUGUAAUAUCCAAUGCACAGUGCCCGUGAGCAUUUGUUAACUUGGCAAGAGGUUUAAUAUAUUUUGACAGCCGAUCUUUUUUUAGAUGUGUAACUUUGAGCACAUUGUUAUUUGCAGUGCGUUUCCGCCUUUCGCAACUUUGAUGCGUGCACAUGUUUUGUACUGUUCUCUGUGCACUUUUUGUUCUGUGAACGCGGCACGAGAUGUGCCAUAGUCAACAUCAGUGCUAUAUGUGAAUCUAUUGUUUUCCAGCAAAUGUCUUGUUUUUCAAGCUCUUAAAGGUGCUCAGGACUUGAGAGUAUGUCCUCUGAAAGUUAUGUAUUGUAGCCCACAAAUAAAGACAUUUUAAGUAUGUUA